GUCCCUGCAGUGGGUGGCUGCUGCCAGGUCCUGGGCCAGUUCUGAGGAUGAGGCCCAGGACCUGUGACCUCACAGUGGCACAGGGGGUAGUGUCACACAGCAUGCCAGGGACACAGGAUGGUGAAGAGCAUGGCACAGGAAGGCUGCGGUGAGGACUGUGGGCAGCAGCAGGAGCAAGUGCUGCUGAGGAGAGGGCCACAGCCCCACAGAGCUCUGCCCUGCUCUUCCAGCUGCCCCAGGCCAGGCCUCUCCUGUGGGCACCAGGUGCUCCUCGCACAGGGAGUGGCAGUGCCAGUACCAUGGGAUGUGAGAGAGUGGCCAAAAUAUGGCACGUCAGGGGAGGUUCCUGCACCUCAGGAUCAGCCUGAAGGCUCCUGCAGAGGCCUGCCAGGGGCAAAGGAGACACUGCCAGAGCUGACCAGCUCCAUCCAGCAGCUUCAGCAGGAGACACAGGACUGGCAGCCCAAGGACCAAAGGCAAGCAUUGGUGCUGGAGCCACAGGAUGGGGAGCCCAGAGCAUGCCAGGACACACAGCAGGAGGAUCUGGACCCAGCUCAGAUGCUGGCCAUGAUAGAGGCAUUGCAGCUGGACCUGGACUUCUGCAGGGAGACAAACCACAAACAGCUGGUCCAGCUUCAGGAGCAGGAGCGUGCAGUGGAGCAGGAACACCAGGAGUUGGUCAUUCUGACGCAGCAAUUCCAGGCACUGCUGGGCAAGAUCAGUGAUGCAUCCCUUGACCUGAAGGAUCAGGCAGUGCAGACAGAGGUCACCUCCUACCUGGCUGCCCACAGUGAUUUUGACAGCAGCCAUGACAUCCCACCAGAGACCAGAGAGCUGCUCAAGCAGCUGGGGGCACAGGGGCAGAGCCAGGGCCUGCAGCACAGCCCAGCCCGGCUGCCAGAGCAGAUGGGAGCCACCCAGGCCCAGGAGCAGCAGGGUCUGCAGCAGCUGAGCAGAGACAAAGAGGCCAUCCAAGGUCUACACCAAAAAGUGGCAGAGCUGCAACAACAGCUUUGCUGGCAGGUGCAGGACAUGGAGAACCUCCAGGCAGAGCUGGACCAAGCUCAGCAAGAGAGUGCCAAACAGGCAGAAAAGAUUGCAGCCUACAAGACACACAGGCAGCAGCUUCAUCGGCAGCUGAGGAAGAUGCAGAGCUUCAAGGAGCAGAACAAACAGAAGACCUCCUCCCUCCAGGAGAGGCUGCAGGAGCUGAGCAGCCUAGUCCAACACUGGCAGCAGCUACACCUGGACCGUGAGCGAACUCUGGCUCAGCGAGAAGAGGAGCUGGUUGUCUGCAAGGUGGAGCUGGCUUUCCUUAAGGAAGAACUCAGCAAGAAGACAAAGCAGGUGCAGGACACAAACAGGCAUUCAAGAACACACUACAGGAUGCAGGAGGAGAACCUGUACCUGAUGAUCAGAACACCUAAGCAGCCCCACAAGUGUGAGCAGCUGAAAAAGUUCUACAGGGCAACAACCUGACAGCACCAGCCCUGCAUAAUUCUGUAGAGCUACCUGCACCCAAUAUCCACCUCCAGGACAACAAGCAGUGCAAAACAAAGCAAGGAUUAAACUGACAACCUUUA
This is a messenger RNA of Ficedula albicollis (Collared flycatcher), 1583 nucleotides long. It is a transcript of the gene PMFBP1, whose product is annotated as polyamine modulated factor 1 binding protein 1. The transcript is spliced from 8 exons. Lineage: Eukaryota; Metazoa; Chordata; Aves; Passeriformes; Muscicapidae. Gene Ontology annotation, biological process: spermatogenesis. The record is from RefSeq and is a predicted model, not a curated record. Bases 118 to 1479 code for a protein of 453 amino acids.